AUGAAAUGGAUUUCGGGAGAUGGUGAAGGAGAAGAUGAAAUUCACACGAUUGUGUUUAAGAAAUCAGUGGAGGAGAUCACAUACUCUGCUUUGGUUGAGCGUAUUUGCAGAAAGAUAAAGGUAAAUGGAUAUAAGAUGGAAACGAAGUGUAGAAGUGUUCUACAUGUGGAGUUCAACAAAACGGUUGAAGACGAGGAUGAUGAAGCUGAUGUCUAUGUCAGUCUAUCCGAUAGAGAGGCUACUGAUACAUGGGCUACUGAUAGAGAGGCUUGUGAAGCAGAUGAUACAGAAGCAAGACCAUCAGUUGAAGUAACACCAGUUGUCAAGGAACGGGAUGAUGGUAUGGAUUUGGCUUCGGACACUAAGAGAUAUGUGAUAAAAUGCCGAGCAGCCAAAGAAGGCUGCAAGUGGUUUGUGCGUGUUGCAAAGUUGAUGAAUUCAGAUUGUUGGACGGUUAGAAGUUACAUCAAACAGCAUAGAUGUUUUGUUGUUACUACAAGAACACUGCCUAAUAGAAGGAGAGACACACCAGGAAUCGUUGCAGCUGUUUUGGCUCAAGAUUAUCCCGGUAGUUUAGACACACCAGCUCCCAACGCCUUUAUCGAUUCGGUUCAUCACAGGGUGGCUGUGCAAUCGAAUACUGGCAAAGUAGCUCGAGUGGUUGUGGAUGAGGCCCAAAAGUUUAAGUAUCUGUUUUUUGCUUUGGGAGCUAGCAUAGAAGGGUUUAUCGCUAUGAGGAAAGUCCUCAUUGUCGAUGCAACACACCUGAAGAAUGUUUAUGGUGGAGUUCUAUUAGUUACGACUGCUCAAUAUCCCGAUCAUCACCACUAUCCAAUUGCGUUCGGUAUUGCAGAUGGUGAGAAAGAGCAUAGUUGGGUGUGGUUUAUGGAACAGUUGAAAUCAGUGAUAUCUGAUGUCCUUGGAUUGGUGUUUCUUUCAGAUAGAAACAAAAGCUUGAUAAAAGCAGUAAGUCUAGUGUUCCCUCAGGCCGCUCAUGGGUAUUGUAUAUGGCAUUUAUCUCAGAAUGUUAAAGUACACGUCCGUAACAACAGAGACACUUGUGCGUUUAAGUUUAUGUACUGCGCACACGCUUAUACAGAGGCUGAGUUCUUGAACCUUUAUAAUGCUUUUCACAUGAGGUAUCCUAGCGCAGCGGAGUAUCUUGACAAAAGUGUUGAAGAGAGGAAAUGGGCGAGAUGUUACUUUGAAGGAGAUAGGUACAAUGUUGACACCACCAAUUCAGUGGAAUCUAUUAAUGGUGUUAUUAGUGACGCGAGAAAGUUAAACAUACUACCAAUGUUUGAUUUCAUCGUCGGGAAAAUGGCUGAAUGGUUCAACAUACAUAGGAAGGAGGCAGCUGAAAUUCCACCCGCACUAAAGCUUGUUCCUCUUGUGGAAACCGAAAUGUCUAAAAGAUGUGUUGAUGCAGGGUUUCUUUCUGUUGUCGAGUUAAACAGCUUCCAUCUUGAGUACAGUGUCUCAGGAAGUGACGGGAAGCGUUAUACCGUUGAUAUGGCUAUGAUGACUUGUAGCUAUGAGCAAUUUGAUAAAGACAAAUACCCAUGUGUCCAUGCAGUAGCUGCUGCCACAUUCAUGACUGAUAAAGCGGGAAAGGAACUUCAUCUAUCUGAGUAUUGUUCUAAGUACUAUUUAGUGGAGCAAUGGGCUUUGGCUUAUCACAUGACAAUAUAA
Messenger RNA from Brassica napus (rape), 1692 nucleotides. RefSeq lists its product as uncharacterized. NCBI's taxonomy places the organism in Eukaryota, Viridiplantae, Streptophyta, Magnoliopsida, Brassicales, Brassicaceae. The transcript has 5 exons. The record is from RefSeq and is a predicted model, not a curated record. Bases 1 to 1692 code for a protein of 563 amino acids. Gene Ontology annotation, molecular function: zinc ion binding.